AUGCUGGAUGCCACUAAUAAAGAGAAGGCUGAGGUAGAAUUGGAGCUGGCGAUAGAGACAGAAGAACUGAAGCAUGAGGAAAAAGAGAAGAAACAUGAAGAUAAAGAUGUUGAGAUUCUUCAAAAAACAGAUAGAGAUGUGAAGGGAGGCGAAGAGAAAGAGAAAAAGAAGGAUGAAGAUGAUGAAGAAGACGGCAAAGAAGGCGAGAGAAAUAAAAAAUGUAAAGACCCCAUCAAGCCUGAGGAAAAAGAGGAGAAACAUAGAGACAAAGAUAAAGAUGUCGAGGGAGACAGAGAAAGAAGAAGGAUAAAGAAGGGAAAGAAAAGAAAAAGAAGGAUAAAGAAGAGGAAGAAGAAGAAAAAAGUGAAGGAUCACGACACGAAAGAAGAGAAAGAAGGGAAGAAAGACAACGAGAAGAAGAAGAAGAAAAAGGAUAAAGAUCAUAAAGAAGACAAAGGUGAGGGGAAGAAUAAAUGCAAAGACCCUAUCAAGCUAAAACGAAUACUAGAGAGAGCUAAUAACAGAAUAGAAGCCCUUAUCGCAAGAAAGGCCUACAUCGAAAGGAUGAUUAAAGAAGCAGAGGAGCAACAGAUAAGUGAAGCCACAGUUACCCGUGAAGCUGCAGUUGCAGUCGAGAAGCAGAUCAACGAAGCUGCUUCUUCAGAGGUCACUGAAACCGCACCCUAA
Messenger RNA from Hibiscus syriacus, 687 nucleotides. RefSeq lists its product as uncharacterized. The transcript has 3 exons. Bases 1 to 687 code for a protein of 228 amino acids. The record is from RefSeq and is a predicted model, not a curated record. NCBI's taxonomy places the organism in Eukaryota, Viridiplantae, Streptophyta, Magnoliopsida, Malvales, Malvaceae.